Molecule: messenger RNA, 2243 nt
Organism: Acanthaster planci (crown-of-thorns starfish)
Lineage: Eukaryota; Metazoa; Echinodermata; Asteroidea; Valvatida; Acanthasteridae
Product: nuclease EXOG, mitochondrial-like
Biological process (GO): apoptotic DNA fragmentation
Cellular component (GO): mitochondrial inner membrane; nucleus
Molecular function (GO): RNA endonuclease activity; metal ion binding; 5'-3' exonuclease activity
Source: RefSeq, a predicted model, not a curated record
UUUUCUCACAUGUCACAUGUCGUCUGCUCAGACAAAUUGCUUUUGUUUAGUAAUGCCGCGGCCCGACCGGUAAUUAUACAUUUCCUCUCUCCAAUUAUCAGUUCGGAAAUCAGGAUUCGAUCACAGUAGAAUCGACUCUAGGUUGAGAGCCAUUUGAGAGCCACGACAAUUUUGUGGCGUAAGGUUGAAAAAAUAUGGCGGCAAGAUUUUUUGGCGGUGGAUUUGCUUCAGGUGCAGUGACCUCGGUUGCUUUGUACAGUCUCUAUGCUUACGUGCUGAAACCCUUCAACACAGAGCCUCGACUCAAACGAACAACAAAAGAAGUUCCUCCUAAACUUGAAGACUCUAAAGAUAUCUUGAGGUAUGGAGCACCAGAUAGGGGCCCUGAUGUCCGUUACUACAGCAACCAUGCACUCUCCUACGACCGGUCCAAGAAAACUCCACUAUGGGUUGCAGAGCAUAUUACUCAGGCAGACUUACAAGGCCCUGCCCAUCGCAAGCACAGCAACUUUGUGAUGGACCCAAACAUCCAGGCACCAUUCGCAUCACAGAAUAGCGACUACAAGAGGAGUGGAUGGUCCAGGGGUCACAUGGCACCUGCUGGAGACAAUAAGUACAGCCAGGCUGCCAUGGAUGAAUCCUUCUACCUUUCCAACAUCGUCCCCCAGGACGUCAACAAUAACGGGAACUUCUGGCACCGUAUUGAGAUCUACUGCCGCAGCCUAGCAAAGAGGUACAAGGAUGUAUGGGUCAUAACAGGCCCCCUGGCGUUACCCACCUUAGAGGAAGGAGGCAAGAAAUAUGUCAAGUAUGAGGUCAUUGGAAAGAACAAUGUUGCCGUGCCAACGCAUCUGUACAAGCUCAUCACUGUCGUUCUCCCUCCAGUGGACGGCAACAAAAGUGACACUUCCAGCACUAAUGAGACUGUUGCCGUUGGUGCUUUUGUUGUGCCCAAUGAACCCAUCCCAGUUGAACGUCACCUUAAGGACUUCCAAGUUUCCCUGGAGAACCUCACGGAAAGUGCCGGGCUGCACUUUCUCUCCAACCUCCAGCCGAGCGUCACGGUCCGGAACCUCUGCGAUGUAGACUCGUGUAAGCUGAUAACACAGCAACAGCUGCAGCUGCACAUCAUCGGUAGACGUCUGGAGGGUGCAACAACGUUACCAAAGCUGGAGGACAGCUGGAGACAACUUGAGGAGUGGCACCUGGAACCGGAUGACAAUCUCUGGCAGUUGUAUCAAAGAAGGAGGGUGGAACUGGAGGAAACGUCAAAACAGAAACCUAACCGGACCGACUCGAUUUGAGAUCAAGAGCUUGCACAACUCCCCUCCCUUUGUUUAUGAUCUUCAAUGCACUGGAAACAAACUUAAAACAGUGAAACCCAAACAGAACUUUGGUUGGGGUGGUGUUUUGCAUGUGGGAAACCGACCAAUUACUGUCGACAUAUUUAUUCUGGUUGUAGAUAUUAUUUUAUUCUGGUAUUUCACCAACAAACUCAGUAUUCCGUUUCUGAUUAAGAACUUUACUUAAAAAGACUGUCCUUUAAAGAAAGAGUUCCAUACACGGACAACACCUGAGGCCCUGUUCACAAACCUAAUAGGACUUAUCUUAAAAAUCUGAGUGUUUUCUAAGUAAAUGCUUUGGAAUUUUCUGAGCUAAAUUCCACUUUUUAGGACAUGUUAUCACUUUCUGACGGGUGUUUUAACAUUUUAAAGGGAAACUUUGUUGUCCGCAUAUGGAACUCUUUCCGAUUUGAAACCUUAAAAACGAGAGGGUUAAAGGCGAAACAAUGUGUUGCACUUUUGACGAUUUUUACCAGCUGGCUGCCAACUUACAUUGACGAGUGACGAUUGGGGAGGGGCACAUGCCCCCAGCCCCCCCGGCUACGCCACUGCAAAUAACGAUUAGAAUCUUUGGUUCAUGGCUGUUGGCCAUCUUCCAGCGCUAUGCCAUAAUAAAUAAAGGCACCAUCUUCAUUUGAUAGUUGCUUGCAUGGUUGCCCAAUGCCAGUAAAAGGACGGAGCCCCGUGAAUACUUGUCAGAAAAGCUUUUAGAGACGAUAGCACAGCCAGCUUGUCGCUGAGUUCAGCCGCUGCUAACAAAAAGCCAAAAUCUUGAUGGCAUUUGAAUUGCAUAAAUUAUUCCUCCCUGCAAAUGCACUCCAUGUAAUUACGUCGAGAAAUAUACGUGGGGUGAAGAAUAGCCUCCAUUCUUGUGGCCGUUUUUGAAAAACUUCAGGCUUU